Aspergillus aculeatus ATCC 16872 is the source of this 1620-nucleotide messenger RNA. RefSeq names its product putative MFS transporter. Lineage: Eukaryota; Fungi; Ascomycota; Eurotiomycetes; Eurotiales; Aspergillaceae. The record is from RefSeq and is a predicted model, not a curated record. Gene Ontology annotation, molecular function: transmembrane transporter activity. Bases 1 to 1620 code for a protein of 539 amino acids. The transcript has 9 exons. Gene Ontology annotation, biological process: transmembrane transport.
AUGGCCCCGACUGUGGACAGAAAUGCCAUCCCCGGCACAGUGACCCUUGUAGAUCUGCAACAUGUUCUGGCGACCCGCCACCUGGACAAAGGUGACAGCGACAUCGUUCUUAUCCCAGAGCCCUCGGAUGAUCCCGAUGAUCCGUUGAACUGGGCGCCUCGCCGGAAACUGCUUUCGACAAUUUGUGUCAGCGUAUAUACCCUGUUCGCGGGAAUCGCAUGUUCGGUCGUAUACUCGGUGCUCACUCAGCUGUCGGAUGCUACGGGCGUCUCUGUUUCGACCUUGAACGAGGGCACUGGGUAUAUGUUUUUAUUCGCGGGCUGGGGGCUGCUGUUUUGGCAGCCAUUGGCUUUACAAUACGGCAAACGCUUGACAUAUAUUUUGUCACUGGUUGGGAUUUUGGGCACUUCAAUGUGGGGCCCGUACAUCCACACCAACGGCCAGUGGAUCGCGCGGAGCAUCAUAUCAGGCUUCUUCACUGCCCCGAUCGAAGCCCUGCCGGAGGUCACUGUCACGGACGUGUACUUCACCCACGAACGGGGCACCUACAUGGCCCUCUAUGCAUUCUUCCUGGCCGGGAGUAACUAUUUCGCCCCGGUGAUCUGCGGCUUCAUUGCGGAAUACCAAGGCUGGCAAUGGGUGUUUUACUGGCCCAGCAUUUUCUGUGGUGGUGCCAUUGUGUUUCUCUUCUUCUUCAUGGAGGAGACGAAUUACGUGCGCCAGCAUAGAACCGCGCCCGAGUCGCAAUUGACGUCUUCCGCACGGACGUCGGAACAGACCGAGAAGGAGAAGGCGCCCUCCGGACUGGUCCAGCAGGCUGACACGGAGUGCGGCGUCAUGUAUAAGAAGAAGAGCUAUGCCCAGAAGCUCUCGCUGCUGGGACCGCGACUGCCCCGAAACAACAUGUUCCGACGGCUGUGGCAGACGCUAUACUAUCUGAGCUGGCCGGUGAUUUUCUACGCAGGAUUCUCGUACGGGUCGUACCUGAUCUGGUUCAAUGUGCUCAAUGGUACUGCCUCGAUUAUUUUGGGUGGGGCUCCAUACAACUUCAGUUCGUCGAUGGUCGGUCUGAGCUAUCUAGCCUGUAUCCUGGGCGUGGUCUUUGCCUCGCUCUUGACCGGCCGGUUCAGCGACUGGCUCACCAUCCGCCUGGCGCGGCGCAACAACGGGGUCAUGGAGGCGGAGCAGCGGCUGUGGCCGUUUGCGAUCUGCCUGGUGCUCGUUCCCGGGUCGCUGCUGCUCUGGGGGGUGGGCGCCGCGCACCAGGUGCACUGGUUCGGGCUGAUCGUGGCCAUGUGUCUGCUGGCGAUGGCCAACACGUGUGGGAUCACGCUGAGCGUGAACUAUUUGGUAGAUAGCUACCGCGAGCUGAGCGGCGAUGCGAUGGCGACGGUGAUUCUGGUGCGGAACACGAUGUCGUUUGCCAUUGGAUACGGAAUCACGCCGUGGGUCGACAACCUGGGCUACCAGAACUGCUUCAUCUCGGCGGCGUUUGUGGGACUGGCCUGCGCCGCCGUGUUCCUGGUGAUGAUCAAAUGGGGCAAGAUGUUCCGGGAGCGCAGCCGCGAGAAGUACUGGGCGAUUGUGGUGGAGAACCAAGAGAAGGGGAUGGGACAUUAG